CUAACUUUAUUUCCACCUCUUUGACGACCUGUCACCUUGUUAAUUCUUCUCAUACUUGACCCGUGGAACCAGCGUAGCCAUGUCAUCCCGAGUGUUGCUACGGCAACAGCUGAUGCGGGAGCAGGCGCAGGAGCAGGAAAGGAGGGAGGCGCAGCAGCAGGCGUCUGUCGCUCAGCUUCGCCCAACAGAUUCCACUCCCGCCAUCUCCGUCACAGUGCCACCCAUGGCUGCCCGCCCUCCUCCAGCUCAAGUACCGGUGGAGGUUCUGAAGGUGCAAACUCAUCUUGAGAACCCAACUAAAUACCACAUCCAGCAGGCUCAGAGGCAGCAAGUGAAGCAGUACUUGUCCACCACGCUAGGCAAUAAGGUUGCCACACAAACUCUUGGUGUAUCACCCGUCCAGCAGUCAAACUCUGCUCCGGAGAUGGGCCCUUCUGCAAGCAGUGCUCCCAAUAGCCCAAUGGCACAUCUUAACCUGGGCUCCAACAAAGAAGAGAUGGAUGAUGUAAUCGACGACAUCAUCAGCCUUGAGUCCAGCUUCAAUGAUGACAUCAUGUCACUGAUAGAUUCUGGCCUACAACUCCCGAACACGCUACCAGGUAACCUUCUGGAUGUCUACAGCAGUCCUGGCAUGGCAACCUCCAACAUCAACGUCAGCAAUUCCUGUCCAGCAGAUCUGCCCAACAUCAAAAGGGAAUUUUCUGACACAGAUGCCAGAGUUUUCAUGAAGGAGAGGCAGAAGAAAGAUAAUCACAAUCUCAUUGAAAGGCGGAGAAGAUUCAACAUAAAUGACAGAAUAAAGGAAUUAGGGGCUAUGAUACCCAAAUCCAGUGAUCCGGAGAUGCGUUGGAACAAGGGAACCAUUUUAAAGGCUUCAGUUGAUUAUAUAAGAAAACUUCAGAAAGAGCAACAGAGGGCCAAAGAGAUUGAGAUAAGGCAAAAGAAAAUAGAACAAUCCAACCAGGCCUUGCUGCUCCGCAUACAGGAAUUAGAGAUGCAAGCUCGUCAACAUGGCCUCAACACAGCUGUGUCUCAAGGCCUGAGCACAGAUGCUUGCUUCCUUCAGCAACAGAUACUACAGGCAAACCAGUCCAUGCAACCUGGCGUUGAGGAAGGCCACCCUCAGAGCCACCUCAGUAUGGAUGCUGCCAUGGCACAGACUUCCCCCUUCCUCGCUAUACCUCACUCCGGUUCCCCGGCUGCUGCGGCAGUAAGCGGCCCUCUCGAUCUGGAUACCUUUAACUUUGCUGAUCUGGACGACCCCACGGCCUCUGAUCUUUACUCUGACGUGGGUCUCAGUGACAUUCUGAUGGAUGACAGCUGCACAAUGCCCACUGUCAGGUCUUCAGGUGUGCUCUUUUCCCCUGGAGCCUCCAAGACCAGCAGCCACGAUAGUAGUGUAAACAUGGAGGAUGACUUGUGACAGAAGUGACCUGUCUCUGUGUUUCUGUGCUUUUCCUCAUGUGGGACGACGUGGAAUGUUUUAAAGGGACAGUGAGUUCUUAAAAAUUCUGUCGUCUAGUCUAAGCCUGCAUGACUUUCUUUCUGCUGUAGAACAUAAAGAAGAUAUUUUGCUAAAUUUCUCAGUUAGAGCUGCACGAUUAGCAGUGGAUCAAGUGUUCUUUGUGAGUUAGUCAUUGAAUCAUUCAUUCAAAUUAAUUAAGCAUUUUUACGCAGCAAUUAACAUUUUGUCAGAACUUUUAGAAAUGUACGUUAUUUUGUUGAAUCGUGGGGCUAUUGUAAACAAAAAACUUGUGAUUCUCAAUUUAUCUAGAAUCAUGCAGCUCUAGUCUGUUGUGUUGAAGUCAAUGAUUACCAAAGCAGUUUGGUUACCAACUUUCUUCAAAAUAUCUUCUUUCGUGUUCUGCAGACACUUUUAUGGAUUUUUCAUUGUUUGGUGGACUAUCCCUUCAAAGAACUCUGUGUUGUUCUCUUUGAUUCAAGGCAGUUCAUUUGAAAAAUUAACUGUAGUAUUACAGGGUUUCAUUGGCAGUCAGUGAUUGCAAACUCCUAAAUGUUAAAUCAAGUCUGAAACGCACCCAAACCGUUUAGCCUUUUUGUAGCUAAAAUGUAGAACGUUUUAGCCAUUCUAAGCCUUCCUUUAGCCUUCAGCUGCCAUAAGGUUAAGUCAUGUGACAUUUAUUAAUGUGAUAGAUGUGUUAUUAGACUCUGCAUUCAGAGCAUGCAAGUGCACAUAUAUGUUUUUGGAGUGUAGUAGUCGUCACUUACCAUACCAAAGGGAUGUUUUGGAGUUGUUUAAUUGCAAGAACUCAUUAUUUAUAUUGUUGAUGAAAUUUUUAAGCAAUAUUUACUGCGUAUAUCAGAAAAGUCUAUUUUUUAACACUUUGCUGGCUUUACUUUCAGCCAUAUUUACUACUAACUGGUUUGAAAAUUCUACUUUUUAUUUGUUUGUUUACAACACUUCCUUUUAAGCUUAGUUAAUUUGUCCUUUUUCAAUGUUACAUUGCUAAACAAAUUUGUGACGGUGCUGGUGUUCAUGUAUAAUCUUUUUGGUGACACUUUAGAAGAAGGUAAAAUUAAUUUGGCAACACUACAAUAAGGUUUAAUUUGUUAACAUUAGUUAACAUGAACUUGCAAUUAAUAAAUCAUUUAUUAAUCUUACUUCAUGUUAAUUUAAACAUUUACCAAUACGUUAUUAAAGUCAAAAGUGGUAUCUGUUAAUAUUAUUUGAUGAAUCUAAGAAACUAAAGAGUACCAGUUAUAUUUUUUGAACUAACGUUCAAAGAUGAACUAAUGCUGCAAUAAAUAUAUUGCUAAUUGUAGUUGAUGCAUUAUAACUAAUGGAACCUUAUUGUAAAGAAGUGUUACUUCCUAUAUAUAUAUAUAUAUAUAUAUAUAUAUGUAUGUAUUUA
Messenger RNA from Pimephales promelas (fathead minnow), 2873 nucleotides. It is a transcript of the gene tfe3b, whose product is annotated as transcription factor binding to IGHM enhancer 3b. Gene Ontology annotation, molecular function: RNA polymerase II cis-regulatory region sequence-specific DNA binding; protein dimerization activity; DNA-binding transcription factor activity, RNA polymerase II-specific. Gene Ontology annotation, cellular component: nucleus. Gene Ontology annotation, biological process: regulation of transcription by RNA polymerase II. Lineage: Eukaryota; Metazoa; Chordata; Actinopteri; Cypriniformes; Leuciscidae. The record is from RefSeq and is a predicted model, not a curated record.